UCGUUCUCUCUCUCUCUCUCUAGACGCUCUAGACUGCCGGCUCUGACGAUCCGAAAAAGCUCAGUCGCUCGUGGACGCGCGCCACGACGUUGUCCCGAAAGCCCCUGCGACGUUCGGCUGUAAAUACAGUUGCCAGUGCGACAUGUGACUCGGGUAGAUCGAUCACGGAGACUUGUUGAUUUUUUUUUUCGCUUCGCGAGGAGAUCCGCUGGCUUGAUGCGUCGAGUGACGAGUGCGGAGACUGUCGAGAGAUAAAGAGCAAGAUGCUGCGCUCGUCGAUGAUCGUUAUCCUGUUGUUGCUGCUGCUGCUGCUUCGUGAUGGACUGGCCGAAGAGUUAUCAUGCUGUGCAGCGGCCAGUGGCGCUUGUCGUAGCGUCUGCUCCAGGGUCUCAUUGCUCUCCUUGGCUGCGGACUCUUACGCGAGGGAAAACGCCACGAGGAUAUUUACGGAAUUCUGCCCGCCUGAAUCGGUGGAGUUCUGGGAUUGCGUCAAUUCUACCCUCAGAGAGAUAGAGCGCAACGAAAACUGGACCGGCCGGAGUUGCUGUCACCUGGCUCGCAGUUUGACAUGUCGAUCGGCGUGUGCUACCGCAGGUCGCCAGCGCGACCUGAAGCUGUCCUGUCGUUGGAGCGACGAGUUUGCCUUGUCCGACUGUCUGGAGCAGCGCGAGGAGGUCGAGCAGUGCUGUUCCAGCGUUUCGAACUCCAGCUGCAGGAGUAUCUGUAAGGAGCUGUUCCACAAGUCUGCCGGGAGAAGGUCGGCGCUUAAGAUGUACAAGAGCAAGGGCUGCUUCCAUCAGGUGCCCAAGUGCCUCAAGGGCCUGGCUGACGAUAGCAGUAAACCGUCCGAGGAUCCGAAGCUCCUCGCCGACUGCUGCGAAAAGGCUCCGAACCGUGGCUGCGUCGAGAGCUGCCUCAACUUGAUCCAUACCCUGGGUUCGAUCGAAGAAGUCCUGGAAGGCCUCGAUAAUUCAACGCCGAGCUGUCAUCCAGUCAAGCCACACUCGCCACCGUGGAGCUGUUUCCUCAGCCGAUCAUCGCCGUCGUCGACGGGGACGAGCAAAAGUAGACGCUUGCCUCUGAACGUGGCGAAACUUAGCUGCUGUUCGCGAGCUAAGCGCAAAACCUGCAGAUCUCUUUGCUUACGGGCCUUCCAGAGCGACUGGUCUGCCUGGCAGCAACUUGAGAACCAGUGUCUGUCUUCUAGUCCAGCCCUCGAGACUGAACUUAGCCGCUGUCUUGAUGAUAGCGAGGACUCUUGCGAGAUGGGAUGCUCUGGGCUGUCCUUCUGCUCCAAGUUCAAUGACAAACCGACGACGCUAUUCAGGAGCUGCACUCGAGCUGCCGACGAAGCGGCCAGGUGGGAGGCGGACCACUGGAUCCGCGGCGGCGUAAUCGCAGGCCUUGGAGUGCCAGUCCGCGCGGCCCCCUCCUGUCCAGCCGAGACUCUACGAGCGGCCGCCUGCCUCCUGCAGCUCCGGCCCUGCGAAGCUCGCGCUCACGAGACGCGACUCUGUCGCGAUGACUGCAUGGACCUCAUGACGAGCUGCGUCGACUGGUCGGCCGUCCGAGGCCACAACGCGGCGACCCUCUGCGCCAAGCUCUCUCCACCCAAGCCCGAGCAGCCCUGCAUCUCGAUCAAGCCCUUCUUCGAGCUCGACAACGAGCCGCCUCGAAGAACCGACAUCGACGAGGACAUCAACAUGCCCUGCCGGAGCAACCCCUGCGUCCAGGGUCAGCUCUGCGUCGUCCAGCCGGAGGAGCGCAGGGGCUACCGCUGCGUGCCCGGCUGUACCCUCGGCGCGAUGUCCAACCAGCUGAUCCCACUGGGUUCCUGGGCCCAGCUGUCGGUGCCGAAACACCAGAAGCAGGAGCAGCAGCUCUGCCAGUCGAUCUGCCAGUGCGUCAUCAGCGACGAUCCCGGGGCCUCGGGGCCGCGACUCGAGCGCUGCAGCGAGCCGUCCAACUGCCGGGUGGCCGAGAGCGGAUGCUCGCUGCAAACGCUCAACAGCAUGAUCGUGGCUCACGACUUCGACUUCUACCUCGAGUGCAACUCCUGCCACUGCUACGACGGCGAGAUCACCUGCUCGAGGCGGAGCUGCGCCGAGCCCGGGGCGGCUUCGCUGCCCUGCAACUGCCCUCAGCACUACGUGCCGGUCUGCAGCCGGCUCGGAGUCACCUACGCUUCGGCCUGUCUGGCCAAGUGCUCCGGCCUCCUGGCAAACGAGGUCGAGUACAACAGCUGUUCGGCCCGCGACCCCUGUGCCGCGAGGCCAUGUGGCCCCGGCUACACCUGUCUACCAAGGCCCCGGAUCUGCCUUACGGCGCCAAAUCACCGGCCCUGCGAGCAGUUCGAAUGCGUGCGCCUGUCUCCGUCGUCCUGCGCCGGUCACGCGCACCAGAAACCGGUCUGCGACAGCGAGAACCGACAGCACUCCUCGGUCUGCGCGAUGCUGCGCUCGGGCGCGAGGCUGGGCUACCGGGGUCCUUGCCUUCGUGGUUGCAGCCUCCGAGGUCCCGUCUGCGGCAUCAACGGCGAGACCUACGCGAGCGAGUGCGCCGCUUGGGCCGAGCGCAGUCUCGUCGACUACCAGGGGCCCUGUCUCGCCGUGGGCCUCGUGUCCGAGCAGUCCAGGCCUCGCUGCGGUGAAAGCGUCCAGUGCCCGGUCCUGGGCCGUAGCUCAUGCCUCGGUGCGACUCCUCCCGGAGCCUGUUGUCCCAUUUGCGCCGGCGCCGCAAGGCUCUUCUUCUCCAGGAAGCAGUUGGACCUCAUCUUCUACCAGCUGCCCGAUUCCGACUCGGAGGACAAGCAGCCGGUCACCCUCGAGGCCAUGCUCGCGGCCCUUAGUCGUCAGCUCCAGGUUGCCGAAUGCGCCCUCCGAGGCUCUCUCACGCCCGAGGGCGACAUCUUCAUCGUGAACCAGCCGAUCUCAAGGAGGCCAUCGGAUUUGCAGCUGGCCGCCUGUGUCACCGAGAUCGAGAAGCUCGUCAGUCGGAUUCAGGGUCGCAGUCCCCGGAUCGUCAACGAGGUACCGCUUAGCGCGCUUACGAGAGCCGAGAUAGCGCACGUUCGAAUCGUCGGCAACGCGGUGACGGCAGCGGCGACUACGAAUUCGGUAACGAGUCUCGCAACGCUGCUGAUCGUACUCAGCCUCUUAAACCAAGCGCGAUAACAAAUACCAAAAACUUGAAUUCGUAUCGUUCGAGAGGCAACGCACUCAAUGUCUGUGAUUUUUCUAGUGCCUAAUAUGCGAUUAUUAUUAUUAGUUAAGCGUGUUUUGAUAUACAUAUACAAUAUACAACGUAGUCAUGUUCCUCGUAUCCGAUCGAACACUGCCAAAGAGAGAACGUUUCGAUUUGUGUAUAUACCUUUUUGUUUGAUUCUAUACAUACAUAUAAUAUAUAAAUUAAGUUACCAUUUAUGCGUUAAGGGGGACACCAAAAAUCGUAUUGUAUAGCGAAAUGUAUAUAAUAUAAAUUGUAUAAAAUUGGAAGACGUAACAACAAUUAUCGUUAUUGCUAAAUAUUAAUUAUUUAUAUUGUCCUUUUCUAUGUAUAAUAAAAUGUCUUACAUUAGCUCGUAUCGAUAAUUAUAAUGCACGUGUUGAAUUGUACACACUCACCGCUAUGAGUCGUAGAAUUCAUUAUACUAGAUUAUUAUGCAGAUAUAAUUAAUGUCACUUUGAUUAACAAACUUUCAUUAUAAAUACCACAUUUACAUUAAAAAUGUUAUAUUAUCGCAAUUCAUUACUUUCUAAAGACUUCCACGUUGUUUUUCUUCAAUCAUUAAUAUAUUAUUUUUCACUCAAGCUCAAUGCCAUCGAAAAGUUCAAAAACAUAAAGAUUUAUCAUCAUAAAAAUACUCUGAUUUUUUGCUAUAAGUUAAACCACUUAUAGAAGCUUAAAACGACUACACUUUAAUAUUUGAAAUUCCAUCGGAUUAUAAGUAAACAAGUUGCCUAGAUGUUUUCGACCAAGUGGUAUUUGAAUGUUAAUAAACAGUUCUCUUCGAACAACGCCCAGAUAUACAUUUGUCAAAUUCACAUUCAAAUUACCUAAAAAGUAAGUAAAUUUAUUGUCGUUUAAUGAUUAAUUAAAUAGUCAUAAAAUUCCAUAAUGACCGUAACUUAAUCCUUACCGUAAUCUUGUGUGGUCAUUAAAAAUAGGACUUCUCUGUUAUUAGGAAUGCUUAACCCCUAUGAAAAAUAUAGUAGAUAAUCAACAUUUUGAAUGAAUAUGAUAAGCUUUCAAUAGGGUAUUAAGAAGAAUACAACCGUAGCUACCGUCGUGCACUUCUGCUACGAGUGUUCAUUUAAAAAUCGAUUAGAAACAUUUAAUUUCAUUGCUUAUAAUUAAUUGGUAAUAAAUCUCACAAGGUUAAAUUUAA
Messenger RNA from Nasonia vitripennis (jewel wasp), 4387 nucleotides. It is a transcript of the gene Reck, whose product is annotated as reversion-inducing cysteine-rich protein with Kazal motifs. The transcript is spliced from 7 exons. Gene Ontology annotation, biological process: extracellular matrix organization. Gene Ontology annotation, molecular function: metalloendopeptidase inhibitor activity; protein binding. The coding region runs from base 264 to 3173 and encodes 969 amino acids. Lineage: Eukaryota; Metazoa; Arthropoda; Insecta; Hymenoptera; Pteromalidae. The record is from RefSeq and is a predicted model, not a curated record. Gene Ontology annotation, cellular component: plasma membrane.